UCCCUUCAAGAACAAGGAAUCUGUCGCGUCUGUGCGGCAAAUACUCGACGGAAAGAGAGCACUCAAGGAGUUCGAGAAAGCCUCCCUGGCAAACCUCACGCCCAAGGAAGAGGGAGAAGCCAAGUAUCUUGUGCAAAGCUUGGGACGUGUUAAAGGGGACGAACUUACCAAUCUGCUAGACGAGGUCAAUGUAUUCCAAUCUCAGAUGUAA
This is a messenger RNA of Sphaeroforma arctica JP610, 211 nucleotides long. RefSeq lists its product as hypothetical. The annotation marks the transcript as partial. Gene Ontology annotation, biological process: transcription initiation at RNA polymerase II promoter; mRNA export from nucleus in response to heat stress; nuclear-transcribed mRNA catabolic process, deadenylation-dependent decay. Gene Ontology annotation, cellular component: P-body; RNA polymerase II, core complex. The transcript has a single exon. The record is from RefSeq and is a predicted model, not a curated record. Gene Ontology annotation, molecular function: translation initiation factor binding; nucleotide binding. NCBI's taxonomy places the organism in Eukaryota, Ichthyosporea, Ichthyophonida.